Molecule: messenger RNA, 1716 nt
Organism: Arctia plantaginis
Lineage: Eukaryota; Metazoa; Arthropoda; Insecta; Lepidoptera; Erebidae
Source: the annotation of a GenBank genome assembly
AUGCUUCUCGUAAAUAGUGAUAAGUCUAUUCUAGUCGUAAUUUGCUUAUUUACCUGUGUUCUAUCAGUGGUGUCGCAAGAUGUAAACACCACUAUAAUAAUACCGUUAAAUAAAUCUAUAACAUAUGAUGACCGAGAAAUAUAUAGUAACUUUAUAGAAUUAGAAUCUAGUAAUCUAAUUGUUCAAGUAAAGUUUUCUGAUAUUGAUACUCAUUUGUACUUCAUUGUCUUCCAAGUACAUACUCAAUUUGAGAAUAUCACUGUGUAUAAAGUCAACGAUGGUAAUGUUACCGUGACCGGUACUAAUGUGGGUUUGAUAAAUAUAUUGAAAAAGUUACCGGGUGAUACACCUACAUCAGAUAUAUUUUUUAUACAAAACCCUAAUCAAAAUGUUUCUGUACGAGCAUAUAUUUCCGUCCAUGGCUACAUCUGGCAAGAUCCGAUCCCAGGUGGUUGUAAUUUAGAAUGGAGCCCCCCGUUAAGUCCAUUUCUUAAAACUAGGACAAUGUCGGCCUUUAUCACUGUGGAGGCUGCUUCUCCUUCAAUUGAUGCUGAUUGUAACAUGGUUAACGAAGCCGACAUUACUUUUCACAUGAUGUAUCAAUCUGAGAUGAACUUUAAUUCCGAUGUGUACUUUACUGGCUUGAGGAAUAUGAUGACUCUAAAGAAUAUCGAGAAGUAUGGAACCGAAAUUCCUCAAACGCAUUUGCCGUCGCGACGCAUGUUGAGUGCUUACCAUGGUUUGCAUGUAGUAUUUGUGGCUGUAGCACGCAGAAAUGACAACCAAAGUUUGUACUCCGUCUACGUGCCGGGACAUAGCUAUGGUUGUCCAGAAGUCAAUGAAGAUGGUUGCAUGUUUUCCGACGAUUUUGUUUCUGCAAUGCUCUGUACUAUUUUGUUGUUUGGUGGAUUGUUCAUGAGUAUCUUUGGCCAUCGAUUCUUUAAAACCGAGAUGUUCUUAUCCGGAUUCUUCAGCGGCUUCAUUAUAACCUAUAUAUUGGUUAUUUUAAUGGAUGACGGUGUUGGCACACAAGCUCUGGUAGCAGCAUCAGUCUUGUCUGGAAUAUUCUUCGGAGCCAUAUGGUUGUUAUUCUGGUGGCUUUAUGGUAUACCAGUUAUUGCUGUAUUAUUACCAGCAUUGAAUGCCGGAUUUAUAUGCGCUGCUAUUUUCUAUUAUAAAUUGCCAGCAACUGUAUUUUAUUUCCAAAACGAUUUUAAUUUCUGGACGGUGUUCGUAAUGAUAAUGGUACUGAGUGCCACGGCCAUGGCUUUCGUGACUCACUCGUCAAGUAUCCUGUGCUGCGCGUUCCUGGGUGGUUUCUGCACUAUGUACGCCUUUGAUUAUUAUUUGGGCUCAAAUCUGAAGUAUAUCAUAGUCAACACUGUGCGAAGGGCAGUUGUAGAAAACUUCAGUGAAGCGGUUUUAGCGCCACCGUUCAUGACGAGGGAAAUACUGGUCACCCUUUUAUGGAUUUUUGUGUCGUCAUUGGGAUGGCUGUUCCAACUCUGGGACAACAAAGGCAGGCCGCCAUUCCCCCCACCACCGAGGAGCACGCGGUUGGCUGUACCUGAAUCGACCAUGUAUGGGGCUGUGACGGAUUAUGCCAGGCGGUUAUACCCUCAAGGUGUCACUUCUAAUACUCAGUCGUCAGGCUCACCAAUAUUGGCCAGGCCGAAUUCAGAGAGAACACCACUGAUGUCUGGCACCAACAACUAA